Messenger RNA from Ruditapes philippinarum (Manila clam), 2068 nucleotides. RefSeq names its product adrenocorticotropic hormone receptor-like. Gene Ontology annotation, biological process: G protein-coupled receptor signaling pathway. Lineage: Eukaryota; Metazoa; Mollusca; Bivalvia; Venerida; Veneridae. Gene Ontology annotation, molecular function: G protein-coupled receptor activity. Gene Ontology annotation, cellular component: membrane. The record is from RefSeq and is a predicted model, not a curated record. The transcript has a single exon. The coding region runs from base 815 to 1792 and encodes 325 amino acids.
AUAAAUUGAAUAAAUUAUCUAAUGUUAAACAAGAAGAAUAUGCUCAAUUAAAUAUCGUUUGUAAAACAAGAGGAAUAUAAUGAAUAAAAUACUUUAUGUAAAACAAAACGGAUAUAAUGAAUAAAGAAUCUUUAGUAAAAUAAGAAUGUUGUAAUGAACGAAGCGUUGUUUGUAAAUCAAAAUGGGUAUAAACUGAUAAACCAUCUUAUGUAAAAUAAGAAGAAUAAAGAAUUAAAAAAAUAAAUUAUAUGAUUUUCACUUAAAUAUCAAGGAAAAAAAAGUUAAUUAUUUGUAUAAAUAAAUCAGUUUGUGCUCAGUACUGUAGUUUAUUCAACAAAAGGGAGUACAACGAGAAUAGUUAUGUCGAAUAUGAUGACAGAUGAAACGUUAUUUCUUAUUGGCGUGUACAAGUUUGUGUAAUUAUAAGCAUUAGAUAGAGACAUUUUACUCGAUAGAUAUAUCAAAUGAAAGUAGGAAAACAUCUGUGAGACUCAUUUUGGAGGACAAUUCUAAUUUUUAUAGUUUUAAUUGGUGAAAUCUUGAAAGAGGAAAUAAUACUUAUGAUUGAAGAUAUUUACAAAACCUUGAAGAGAUCUACAAGAUGAAAACGUUUAACUAAUAUAAAACUACAAAAGUUUCAAUCAGACAUGGAAUCAAAAUGAAAACCUGUCAAUGAACCAUUGUUCAAAAUAUGUCAAGAAUACCAUUUGGUGUCUUUAGUUUCAACCAAGUACCAAGUGAGUUUUUAAACACAAUUGAGUAAUAAAGAGCAUUCAGAUCAAAUCAGUAGUGAACAUAAGCACCGACGGACAUAAUGGAUGAGGAAAAUAACACUAUUCAAACUAAUUUAACAACAGAACGUUUUUUCAAUAAUGCUACCACAACUGAUUUCUUUGAUUGGAGCCUUCAAAACAGGAAUGCAUAUUAUGUCAACCUUAUAGAACGUAUUAUAGCAUUAUUUGGUAUCUUAUUAAAUGCCAUAACAAUUAUAAUGCUAUUAUCAUUAGAUGGUCGAUUAAAGACACAGCUGAAACUCAUUCUCAGUUUGGCAAUUUCAGAUGGCUUAGUAGCAUGCUCCCAUUUUAUUUUGACAUUUUAUAUUUUUCCCAGCGCAUUGAAAGCACACAAGAUUUCUGUUUUGCCUGUUUUAGAGAAAAUAAUUGUUAAUACUGUAUUGGCAUUCUUAUACACAGUAUCACAAUUUGCUGGUUUGGGGACAAUGUGUGCAAUUACAGUUGAUAUAUUUAUCAAAGUGAGGAAACCUUUGCGGUAUAAAAUAUUGAUGUCAAAAAGACGCGGGAACAUUAUAAUACCAUGUUUAUGGGGUAUACCGAUCUUGCUAUUGCUAACGCUCUCUGUUUUUGCUGUUUAUCAGUUUAACAUCACACUUCUUUCAUAUAUGUACAUGUACGGAAGCAUAUUGUACUGUGUGAUUUGUCUUAUUUUCUUUUUUAUAUGUAUGCCGAUUUACAUCAGCAUAUUCUGUACCAUACGGUCUUUCAUGCUGAGACAACCAUCUGCAUAUAGACACAGUACAAAAAAGACAGCCAUCACGUUCCUUCUUAUAAUGGCUACCUACUUCAUAUGUAUUUUGCCAAAUAUUGCAUUUGUUUUAAUUUUUACCGCUAAUUUAUCCUAUCAAGAAAGAAUGUUAGCCCUAGACGUUGCAAGUUGUUUAUAUACACUGAACACUGUUUUAGAUCCAAUUAUUUAUGCAACCAGAAUCCCCGAAAUUCGGACAAGAUAUAAAAGAUUUUGUAACACCAUGCAUCCCUGUAUACACCACUACUGAGUAGGUAACCUGGGGAUAAAUACUGAAUUCUGAAUGGUACUUACAGUUUCUUUGCAUGGUGUAAACUAAGAAACGUUGUGAAUAAUAAAUUAUAUGUAUAUUUUGAAAAUUGUAUCGUUAUGUUCAUGGUCAAUAUUUUAAAAUAAUGUGUAUACUCUGUAAACUUUGUCUUUGCGCUCAUUGUCAAUAUAUAAGAUAAUGUAUAAAAUAUACUGUAAAAUUUUAUCAUUGUGCUCAUUGUGAAUAUAUAAAUAAAGUGUAAGAUAUACUGUAAAA